AUAGACAAAACAACUAUGGAUACAGAUUGCAAGUCUGAGCACGAAACAGAUUCGGAAGAGAAAGGGAAAUGGGCAUCCAAGUUUGAAUCACUGGUUGUCCUUCUGGGCUACUCUAUCGGAUUACCUGAGACUUGGAAGCUUCCAUUUUUAGUGUACAGAAAUGGAGGUGGUGCGUUUUUGAUCCCAUAUGGUAUUUUGAUUCUAUUCUGUGGGUAUCCACUUUACUUCAUGGAGCUUGCUCUAUCACAAUUUGCCGAUUCCGGACCAUGGAAGAUUUGGAAUAUUUGCCCAAUAUUAAGAGGUUUAGGAUUAUCCAUAGCAGUGAUCAACCUGCUCACAGUGUUAUUCGAUAACAUUGUACAGUGCUGGGCCAUAGAAUAUCUCGUAAACUCAUUCAGCUCUGUGUUACCAUGGACAACGUGUGAUAACCCCUGGAACACACUCGAGUGUACAACUUUCCUUAACAAUUCCAUCAACAAUUCGUCAUUGAACGCAUCAUUUCCAUUUUCUGAUAGAGCUGUUCAACCGACCUUGGGAAGUGUCUUGAAUAACGUCACUAAGCAUCCGGAUGAUGGGUUUACCGUGGAAAAUCCAUUGGUUCAGGUGUCUGCGGUAGAGGAAUUUUGGAAAUACAAAGUGCUGAGGUUAUCCACUGGUAUUGAAGACAUCGGUGACAUCAACGGAAUGUAUCUUUUAUACAUGGCUAUAAUAAAGAUAAUCGUCUGUUGUGCCAUAAUCAAGAGCGUGAAGACACUAGGAAAGAUGAUGGUUGUGACGGCCAUUCUACCGAUCUUUAUACUAAUUGCGAUCUUGGUUCGAGCUUUGACGUUGCCCGGAGCAGUUGACGGAAUGCUUUUUUUCAUCAAUCCGGACUUUUCCAAGUUGCUUAAUAUGCAGAUAUGGGUUGAGGCGGCCUUCAUAGCAUUCAACACUCUUGGACCGGGCUGGGGAGGGCUUAUGAUGAUUGGAUGCCACAACAAGUUCAACUACAACUGUCUAAGGGCCUCGUUGAUUUCUUCAUUGGCUGUGCUCUUCAUCGGUCUAUUUAAUGGUUUGGUUGUGUUUGCCACAGCCGGAGUUAUGGCGCAUGAAGCAGAAGUUCCUGUUGAUUCUGUCAUUACUUCCGGUGGAUUUUCAAUUGGGUUCGUUGCAUAUCCAAAGGCUUUGAGUUUCUUUCCAUUGCCGCAGGCCUGGUGUGUGUUGUUUUAUCUAGUCCUGAUACUACCAGGAAUCGACGCAUUAACAAUAAUGAUGGAGCCUUUCCUGUUAGUUUUGGAAGAAAUGUGCCCAAAGUAUCUACAUAACAAACGUCUGGCCCUUCUCGCAGUGACGACAAUUGUCACGUUCGUCGUCGGAAUCUUGUUUGUAACACAGGCCGGUGCUUACAUAUUCAUACUCGGUAUAUGGUAUAUAGGGACGUGGAAUAUAGUGUUGAUCUGUUUGAUUGAGGCUAUAGUGUUUGGAUGGGUGUAUGGAUGUAACCGUUUAGAUAAAGAUAUACGACUGAUGCUUGGUCGUCCCAUGCCAGCCCCUGUCAGGAUAAGUCUUGCAUUUGUAAUACCUAUAUUUCUAUCGGUGCUGCUGACGUUAAGUUUUGCUACGUAUCGUACCCCGACCUUCGGUAGUUAUGAGUAUCCAGGAUACGCAGCUGUUAUAGGCUGGCUAAUCACAUUAUCGACACUCACACCUGGAAUAGGAUAUGCAGUGUACACUGUAUCAACGACAAAGGGAAAUAUAAAACAGAGAUUUAAGAAGUCCGUUCGGCCAAACAACGACUGGGUGCCAACUAAGAGGAGCUGCAGAAAGCUUUGGAAAAAAGACAACCACAACAACAAGCUGACUUGGGCACAGCUGUUUUUAUAUAAUCUGAAGGGUGACAUUGGGCAUUCUGACUCCACUGCAUUCCAGAUGGAGGAACAACGAUCUCUCAAAACAUUUACAUAAUAAUCAUUUAUCAUACCGUUCUCAGCAAUAGUCUGUUUGAUUCGAUUUGUGAUUAACGGCGACAGCCAAUGAAGGUUUUAUUACAUAUAUGCAAGUGAGGAAACUUGAGCAUCUGUCAUUGGAUAGAUAAACUGCUGAAGGUUAAAAUAAACCAUUACGUUACAUUAAAACAGCAAUUUAGUUAGAGAAAUCUUGAAUUAGAUAAAUAAUGAGUCAAUAAGGGUACCUGUUCAUUAAAAGAGAAAAUUAAUAUUUUGUCUCUUAUAUAAUUUAAGACUCUAAAUUAGCCCAAACAUGUGAGAUAAAUAUACUUAUGUAUACAUAUGUCUCGGAAUCCCGAGGAACGGUACCCGGUUUAACUUUUAACUUUUGUGUAUUCCAUAUGCUACAUUUUGUAUGUCACGUUAUUUCAAAGUUUAUAAGGCAGAUAGCUAAUUGAGUUCAAAAUUGCGCUUUUGGCAUGGUUAUGUUCCAAAUAAUCAAGUGCCAAGAAGAAAGCUUUUCAACAGAAUAUAAAGAAGUAUAUAAUCCAGUAGACAAACGGAAAAAAGGAAGUUCAACUAGUUUACAGCUGUAACCUCUUUUUCAUAUUUUAAACCGCUAGUACACAUGCUUUGUAGGAUUGUAUCUGAGGAGUUAUAGAGGGGUCGGACAUGCUUGCAUCAAACAAUUUGGUUGACUUUCUUUUAAGGAUUUAAGGUUUAAGAUGCACUACUGUGUAGCGUCAAUUCUUCUCAAGUCACAUUCAUCUGCAUGGAAUAUUUAAAUGCCUAUUUAUAUACUAUUUGACCAUAGUUAGCUUUGAUUGAAUACUAGCUUUGAUUGAACAAUUGUUUGAUAAAGCUACUUUUUUUCUAUCUAAAUGUUUGUUGAACCACCCGGAAUGGAUUACCGUUAAAGGGAGAUAUGUAUUAUUAUGUUGUUGCCGUUUUUACUAAAUGUACAUACAUUAUAUUUCAAUAGGAUACAGCCGUUUUAAUCUCGCCAGAUUUAUAUUUACUGUAGUACUUUUGCAAUUAUCGCUAUAUUAUUUUUUUUUAAAUUAUCUGAAACAGCACGAAGAGUCAAAUAUGUCUUCCACCAAAGUCACUAAACAUUGUUCUUGACAAAUUUUAUAAAAUAAAGGUUUGUUUUCUAUUCUUAUGAAAAUCGAUGCCUCCUCUAUAUGAUAAACCACUUUGAAGCAAUGUCAGUGUAUUAUUAAUUCUGAAAACCAAACCCGUAUAGCACAUAAACCGCAUUACCAAUUCUUGAUUAUUGUCGAUGCAUCUACUAGUACAGGAUAUUGGCGAGAGUUUUAUUGGUUUUUUCCGUCUUUGUUGUUUGUUUUUUUAUUACAUAUAUGAUUUAUUGCUUUCAUAACUCUGGCAGGUUGCCAAAGUUGAUUGAAUUUCUAAAAUAGUGCAAUAAUUCGUACAACACGUUGUCAGAGCCUGCUAGUGUGACGUAGUAUUAGAAGGAACUCUGAGUUUCAAAAGGUUUUUAUUUUUAUUUAUUUAUUUUUUUUACGACACUUCGGAAACAAAUUCUUUAUUACUUUAUUUUUUUUUCUUUGUCCUCUUUAUUUAUGAAUUUAUAAAAUUAUAGAUGGUUUAUGUCGCAGUAGAUGCAAUGUUGCAGCAAUGUUGCGCAUGGAAAGGCGUUGAAACUAUUCUUCUGAGCCACACUGUUUGUUUAGUUUUAAAUUAUUUUUGUUUAGCAAAAUAUUUUCUAAAAGUAUCUCAUUUAAGGUGACAUCUCUUUUUCAAAGGUUUACCCGUAAUACAGAUUUUGCAAAGAAAAAGAUAAAAAUGAAUAAUCUUCAUUGAGCAAAUGGUUACACGGAGCUUCAUACUAAUUACGUUUAUAAUUCGUAUUGUUCAUGUUUGUAUGCACUUAUCUCAAUAGAAGUUUAAGCAAUAAGCACAGUCUUCUUGGAUUGAAGGAUAAAAUAAAAUGCUUUUAAGUGUGAAAUUAUUUAUCACUUGGUUCUAUUCAUCAGUAUGAUAUUUUGUGUGACUUAUUUGAUGUUUAUUCCAUAAUUAUCUUCUAGAUAUAAACAGAUGUACAUUCAAUAUAUACAACACUGCCAUUCAGAAUAAUUUUACAUGAUACAGUGCAUAAAGAAUUUUGUUUUUAUACGUUCUUGACAAAUGUUUUGAUAUUGCUAAUUCAUUUCUAUUUACAUCUAUGAACGUGUUGAGCAUAAUGAAAACAUACUUGUCUUUACAUCUUUCCAUUUUUUAAAGAUAUCUGCUGGUAAAUUUCUCCGAGCAUUACAUCAAAUUCGUAUUUGAAGUUUGCUUCCUUUGCGCAACUGACGACAUUUAAUCACAUAUAUUUCGUACUAUAUCGGGGUUACUAAAUGCAUCACGAGUUUCCUCACAGUACACUUCUUCAUUAACUUUGGUUAGAGGUUCUCCGGUAACCAAUAUAAAAGACGUUAUCUUAAUAUGACUCAGCUAUCCCAAGCUUCAAUAAAGGUUAAGGUUAUUUUCUACGAUGAAGUAACACAAAUCUGAUAUCUUUGUUUAUUCAUUCUUGUAUUUUUGUAUGGUAACUUUUAUACAGAAAUUAUUUUUUACAAAUUCUUUUAUUAUUUAAUUAAAAAUAAUAGUUUA
Pecten maximus is the source of this 4544-nucleotide messenger RNA. Its product is annotated as sodium- and chloride-dependent glycine transporter 2-like. NCBI's taxonomy places the organism in Eukaryota, Metazoa, Mollusca, Bivalvia, Pectinida, Pectinidae. Gene Ontology annotation, cellular component: membrane. The record is from RefSeq and is a predicted model, not a curated record. The transcript has 14 exons. The coding region runs from base 16 to 1944 and encodes 642 amino acids. Gene Ontology annotation, biological process: sodium ion transmembrane transport. Gene Ontology annotation, molecular function: L-amino acid transmembrane transporter activity.